ACUCUGGCGGUGAACAUGAAGCAGGCAACCUGACCACUCUACCCAUCGUGUCCUGGAAGUGGGAACACGUCUCUCAGCCGUACCUGGUGGCCCUGUGGAUCCUCGUCUCCUGGCUCUGCAAACUGGGUGAGUCCAGACUAGACUGUAAGAAAGUCAUUUAGAAAUAGUUUGUAAUGGUAUUGAUGAGAACUUGGCAUAAUUAGCGUUUAUCAGCAAUUUGGUGCCAUUUAAAAGAUUAUAACAACACAAAUGUGUAUAUGACCAGUGGUAAAAAGUCUUCCAUACAAAUACUAACUAAUACACAAUAAGGUACUGUAUCUGCUGUGAAAGUUGUGGUUUGGCCUCUCUACAACUAAUACAGCCAGACGUGUCUGAGCCAUAGUUGAAUUCAUGUGUCAGCUACUAUCAAAUUAGCCAAGUCUGGUUUCCUCUAUUUUUUUUCUGUGUGGCCACAAAUAGCUCAGUAAGGAUGGUAACUCAUCAGAAGGCGUCUUUAAUGUGGGACACAAACAUAAAGAUGAUCAGUAACAUGCUGAUGACUGCUCUUCAUCAGGGGCUUUACCCCUGAUCGAUGUGUGACCAGACGAAGCCAGCAAUUCUUAGGCUGCUUUCAGUACAAACACCAGUGUUUGUACUGAAAAUAAGGUGUCAAAAGAAUAUUAGUGAAAACAGAACGUUAUCGACACUAUUAGUGUGCUUCACUAGCUGCCGACAUUUGACUUUGGUUUUUGCCAGAUGACAAGGUUGAACAUGGGUUAAUGUUCAAAAACAUUUUUAACAUUUUUAUUGCUUCCAUUAAAAGCAACAGAUAAAACAUCAUCAACAAUCAACCAAUCCUACAAUCAACAGCUCACGGUGCACAGUAAAAAUAGUUUGAACAAAAAUAUGGGACAGAACAAAGGUUGUGCAGAGUGUAAACAUUUGUACAUGUCUGGUGUUGUAAAGAUGUUAGGACUGUAAAUGUUUUAUUGUCCCUGUGUAUGUCUGGCAUAAAUGAUGGACAUCUGACCUAUUUGUUAAAAGUUACACUUCUGGUGGAUUUGAAUAACAACAGUAGAAGUAAGUGCACAUGAACCAACAAACAAAUCUGAGGGCUCUCUGGUUUUCAGGACCUUUCUUCCCACUUUUUAGCAAUAAAAUGGCCUCUGAACACUGACUACAGUAAAACUGGAUUUAUUACAUAUGUCAAGUGCAGUUCAGUUUUAAAAUGUUUAUCCUCAGGUAUUACAUUCAUUGGGAACAUUUAACUCAUUUCUGCACUCAUAAAAUUCUUGUGAUGUCCUGAAGAAUUUAGCGUGAGGUCACAAAUGACACAUUUUAAAAUAUAUUUAUGGCAGCUUGGUUUGACAAACUACACCACAACAAUGUUUAACCUAACCUCCCAGUCUAAAAAUAACCUUUAUCUGCUUUUGUGUUGCGCACAGAGCUGUGCAAUGAUUGAACAGGUGAAGUUAAAGCGCAGCUACUGUUCAGAAAGUUUUCUCAGGUUAUUAGUUAAUAGGGCUGAACGCAGACAUCAUUGCUUCACUGUGCAGCCGUCCAGACCAGAAUCUUACAUAACUUAAUCAUGUUUUUUGAGCAUUAUUCAUAUGUCCAAAACUGUAUUAGAAGUAAGCGGCCCCACACAUAACAACUCAACAAUUCAUUGGACAGAUAAGUUACCUACGUUUGUCUUACAGCUCCAUCAACAAGCGAUAACUCUAUGAAGUCAUUUCUAACUUCAGUGAUGAGAUUGUGUUAAAAUAAUAAUUACUCAUUUGUCUUGUGCCUUCUUUAACAUAUUAGUCAGUUCCAUGCAUCAGGAAUAUUCCAAUAAGGCAAGCAAAAACGUGUUUUAGCUGUAGUUCUAAGGAGGAAACCAGAUAAACCCACAAACACAUCAGAAGGUACUGAUAAUGUUACAUACGUCAAAAACAACCCUGACACAUUUAGUAACUAACAUACAUUAACUUUGCUGCCAGAUCAUGUCGAACCAGUUAUAUUUAUAUAGCACCUUUCAUACACAAUGGCUUCACAUCAGCAUAAAAGCAUUCGGAUCAAUACUGUGAACUAGGUGCACUUUUCCAUCUUGAGCUUUUACAGUGUGCUGAACACAAUCAUCCAUCAUUGAACCUGUAGAAAAUCUCCCAGAAGGACGUUAAAGGACAACGAUGCCACAUGUACGGAGCGCAGGUUGUCAAAAAGCUCGUAAGAAACCACCUCAACCGUACUGCAACAUUAAAUUCACUGCUUUGCUGCUGAUACUCCUGUGAGUAGGAAGGUGCAGGCAUGCGUGACAUGCAGGCAGUAGAACAUCAAGCAAACUGCCUGUAGUGUGACGAAAGAAAAUACACCGUGUGCUACCUUUGGUUAUUUACGCUUAUGCUGGAGCGAAGCUCUUCUCUCACACCCAGAGGUUCUAUAACCAAGGUUAACAUCUGUGUCAAUCAUUGCUAAACACAAUGAAAGCUGUGGAAAUAUUACCAAGCACAGACGCAGCUGCUGAUUUAACAUGGAUCAAGUGACGUCCGCUCAUCAUCAUGCACUCACACACACACACACACACACACACACACACACACACACACACACACACACACAUACACACACACACACACACACACACACACACACGCGCGCCCGGAAGUAAAGACAUGUUUCAAACAUGACUUAAUAACUUCGAGCGUGUCCUGCACAUCCGUUACUCCCCUUUACGCCUCCGUUAAACCAAGCCCGGUUAUUUCAUUUACAUAUUAAAGGCUGAGUCCAGCAUUCGUGCACGCUGCUGACCACAAGGUUCGGGAGGACUGAGACCGAAAGAUGGAGCACUAGAGUAGCAAGAGGAGUAAAAAGACCACGUAAAGACAUAAAGAGAGGUGUGACACCGCCCGGGUGUUCGUGACUUCUUAUCUCCUGAGCAUAACACACUACACAAGCAAAGACAAAGCAGCUUCUGGACCGUGACUGCUCAUAAUUGAAUCAAAUGUACCGCUGUGGACGCGUACUCCUCUGGCUGCUGGGAUCAGUGCUGCUGACCCGUCCAGCCUGGGGGGCGCCUGGUGAGGAGGCGCUCACUCAAGAAGCCCACCUGAAGCUUCCCGAGAGCAAAUCCAGCCUGAGUCGGCCUGAAAAUGGAUCCACGGCUGCAGGAAAGCCCCUCAUGGCCAUCAAGUGGCACCAUGUACAGAGCCCCUUCAUAGUUGUGCUGUGGAUAUUUGUGGCCGGUCUGGCUAAACUGGUCAUCGAGGCCAACCACCACGUGACCAGCGUGAUCCCGGAGAGCGCCCUGCUCAUCUGCUUCGGCUUCCUGCUGGGCGGCGUGGUGCUGGGCGCCGACGGCGUGCAGACGUUCAAGCUCACGCCCACGGUGUUCUUCUUCUACCUGCUGCCCCAGAUCAUCCUGGACACGGGCUACUCCAUGCCAAACAAGCUCUUCUUCAGCAACCUGGGCGGGAUCCUGGUUUACGCCGUGAUUGGGACCUGCUGGAACGCCGCCACGCUGGGGCUGUCUCUCUGGGGCUGCGACAAGGGAGGCGCCAUGGGUGAGGUGCACAUCGGCCUGCUGCAGUACCUGCUGUUCGGCAGCCUCAUCGCCGCCGUGGACCCCGUCGCCGUCAUCGCCGUGUUUGAGCAGGUGCACGUCAACGAGGUCCUCUUCAUCAUGGUGUUCGGAGAGUCGCUGCUCAACGACGGCGUGACCGUGGUGCUCUUCAACGUAUUUGAUGCCUUUGUUACACUGGGAGGAGAAAACAUUAACGCUGCAGAAAUUUUUAAAGGAAUAUUCUCCUUCUUCGUGGUGGCCUUCGGCGGCUCUCUCGUUGGCUUCGUGUUUGGGAUUCUGAUCUCUCUUCUGACCAGAUGCACCAAAAACAUCCAGAUUAUUGAGGCCGGCUUCGUCUUCGUGCUGGGAUACCUCUCCUACCUGACGGCUGAGAUGCUCUCCCUGUCUGCCAUCCUCUCCAUCGUCUUCUGUGGCAUUUGCUGCCAGAAAUACAUAAAUGCAAACAUGGACCCGGACUCUGUCAGCACAGUCCGACACGCCAUGAAGGUUUUCGCCAACGGGUCUGAAACCAUCAUCUUCGUGUUCCUCGGUAUCUCGGCCAUCGACAAGUCGAUCUGGGUGUGGAACACAGGCUUCAUCCUCCUCACGCUUCUCUUUGUCAUAGUUUACAGAUUCAUUGGGACAUUCUUACUGACCUGGAUCCUGAACCGGUACAGGCUGGUCCCUAUUGGGUUCAUAGACCAGGUGAUUAUGAGCUACGGUGGCCUGCGAGGGGCCGUCGCGUACGGUUUGGCAGUGUUGCUGGAUGAGAGUAAGAUAAAGGAGAAGAACCUGAUGAUCAGCACCACCAUCAUCGUAGUUUACUUCACUGUCAUUUUUCAGGGAAUUACGAUGAAACCUCUGGUCACUUGGCUAAAUGUAAAAAAAGCUUCUGUAUCUGAGAAAACACUUAUAGAAAAAGUACAAAACAAGGUGUUUGAUCAUAUGCUGGUUGCCAUAGAAGACAUAUCUGGACAGAUAGGACACAACUACUUCAGGGACAAGUGGAACAAGUUUGAGGAGAAGUGGAUGAUGGGGCUUUUGAUGAAGUCGUCGGUGCGGAAGGAACAGGAGCCGAUCUUCAGUGUCUUCCACAGGCUGAACAUGAAGGACGCCAUGAGUUACGUGACUGAGGGCGAACGCAAAGGCUCGCUGGAGUUUAUCCGCAACGACAAUGCAUUAGUUGACUUCAAGAACAAGUUUGGUGAUGACUUCUCAGAGAUCAUGUCUGACUUCAUGGUGUCAAACAAAUAUGAUACGCUGACCAAUACGAGAGAUCCUGUGCCAUCUGUGAGCUUGGAAAUUCAUGAGCAGACCAUGAAAGACAAUAAGGGAACUGAGAACUUUAACAGUCACCAUCUGCUGGAGCAGAAUCUGUACAGAGGCAGGAAAGAGCACCGACACAGGUACAGCCGCAGCCAUUUUGAUGUGAACACCGAUGAAAACGAGGUGCAGGAGAUCUUCCAGAGGACCAUGAGGAAUCGAUUGGAGUCCUUCAAAUCAGCGAAGACGGGCGUCACUCCACAAACCCAACAGAAGGACCAACAGCACAAGAUGCCAAAUGGAAAAUCCCCAGACCAAAUCAGAAGCUACUACUCUGGAGACGAAGACUUUGAGUUCUGUGAGGCAGACAGCGCCAGUGGCUAUGACGCUUCAGGCAGCUCGAUCCCAAUGAGGACCACCAACAGAACCAGAGCUGGAAUCGAGAACCCGGCGUUCAUGCCGGACAUUGACCCCAGAGCUCCUCUAGAGAUCCCACCGUGGUUGGCGGACGUGGACCCCGACAGCGUCAUGGCGGCUCCUUCACAGCGAGGCCCGGUGAGGCUGCAUCGCCCGGCUGCUGCACACGUCAGCGCUCGACCCACCGACUCCACACAGCAGAGCGAUGAGCAGCUGCCAACAUCUGCACCACCACCUUAUGACAGACACAGGGGCCUGUAACCCUGCUGCCAUGGACACAGAAGCCAGCCUCAGACUCUGGAGGCAGAAUAGAAGUAGUCGACACAGCUUCUCUUAUUGUUGCUCUAUUGCAGUUACUUAGCGAAGCAAAGCUGCAUGAAGGAUGAAUGUGAUGUCUGAUAUUUAUUGUUUGUAUAUAUAAAUUAUAAAAAGGGGCAUUUGAUUAGAGGGACAUGAAAUCAGUUCUGAAUUUAUAAUUGGAAUAUUUUUGUGUUCUACUGUAAAUAAAGGGACGUCCAGCUUGAA
Molecule: messenger RNA, 5725 nt
Organism: Betta splendens (Siamese fighting fish)
Lineage: Eukaryota; Metazoa; Chordata; Actinopteri; Anabantiformes; Osphronemidae
Gene: slc9a3.1
Product: solute carrier family 9 member A3, tandem duplicate 1
Exons: 16
Coding region: 2963-5461 (832 amino acids)
Biological process (GO): proton transmembrane transport; regulation of pH; sodium ion transport
Cellular component (GO): brush border membrane; apical plasma membrane
Molecular function (GO): sodium:proton antiporter activity
Source: RefSeq, a predicted model, not a curated record